CUUGGCUCCUGCUUGCAUUGGUUUUAAAAACUAUUUAUAAAGCGAGUAUUAAGCUCCCCGCACUAAAGAGAAAUGCCAUCGGCACGCACCCCAACCCUGUUCUUGGCGGCUGCGCAGAGGACGCCCCGCCCCUUCUCCUUGAUUGGCUUUCUCCUUCCGCAAAUCCCUUUGGCCAGAAAAGAAGUGCGGCUGAGCGGUUCUUGAUUGGUUCUUCCCUUCCGCGCCAAGGAUUGGCCCGCGUGAGCCGAGUGAGCGGAAGUGGCCGUUUCCUGGGCGACGGGAGGAGGCGGCGGGCGGAAAGUAGCGGCUCCGCUAACGAAGCCUGGCUGGGGAGCGACGUGGCGGCGCCGGCCGGACGACAGCAGGUCGCAAAGCAGUGAUGGAGACGUUAGAAGAAGAAAACUUCGGUGUAUCCAUUUCUUCCCCUUCAGAUGCCGAAUUUGAUGCUGUGGUUGGAUACUUGGAAGACAUCAUAAUGGAUGAUGGCUUCCAACUAAUACAAAGAAACUUCAUGGAUAAGUACUACCAAGAGUUUGAUGAUACAGAGGAAAACAAGCUGAUCUACACCCCGAUUUUUAAUGAAUAUAUUUGCCUAGUUGAGAAGUACAUUGAAGAAAAGCUCUUGGACAGGAUGCCGCGCUUCAGCAUGUCCACAUUCAUCUCGUCAUUACAGCAGCACAAGGAUGAAAUUGCUGGGGAUAUUUUUGACAUGCUGCUCACAUUCACUGACUUCCUGGCAUUUAAAGAAAUGUUCCUGGACUACCGAGCUGAAAAAGAAGGCAGAGCCCUGGACUUAAGUGGUGGAUUAGUGGUGACACCCUUAAGUAAGUCUUCCGUGUCACCUUCCCAAAACAACCUGUGCCGCUAGGCCUUCCCUCCAAAGAGCUGUCUCUACUUGGGAUGCACUGAAAACGGGAGGCAGCAGCAAAGACAGACAUGAUGUCCGGGAUUACAAACAUAGUGACGUUUUGGCAGGCCCGUCUUCUUCGCAGCUGUUCAUAUGAAUUAUUGUUUCCCUUGAUCAAGCCCAGCUCCAUCUCCGUGACAGUAACAGCCUCUUAGAACCCACAUUGUGCCAGCAACAUGGGAUUUUAUGUCACAGAGCCAGUGAGUGCAAGGAUCUGAGGGCUGUUUGUGUUCCCUUGCUUGAAGGAGCGACUUCUUUGUGAAAUGGCAGGUGGGUGUUGAAUUUUCCAUGGAUGGGAUGGCUGCAACAGGAGUCCCUGUGAAAUUCCUGACUGAAUUUUUGGGGUGAAUCUGAAUGCCACAUUUUGACUCUUAGCAGGCAAUGAGUGCAGGGGAAAGAGAGAGAGCUUGAGAGAUGCACAGCUUGAAAAAUGUUACCUCUUGUGUGGUAAUUCCCUGCCCUCCCCACAACAGUCUUACCUGUCUUGUUCUCCUGCCUUGAACUCAAGAGCCUUCAGCUGUAAAAGUAACCAGGCUGCUUUGAAAAUCCAUUUUCCCCUUUUUUCUUGGAAAGAAACGCAGCAUGUUUUAUUACUACCAAGAGAAUCUUACUUUAACAUGGACAGUAUUUCACCUGCACUCUCCGUAGCGCAUAUAAACGCAAACCUAAAGCUUUUUGUGGCUUCCAAGGCACGUUUGGUUGUGGCCAUUCCCCUGCACUGUUUAACAGCAAAGUGCUGCUCCCCAGGUACUGUAAUGGCAGCCGAGGUGGCCCCGUUACGUGAAAUCGUAAGGUGGAAUCCGGACCCAGAGCUGCCCCAGGAAAGCCAUGGCACUGGAAGCAGGGCGGGCCUGCCAUGACCCGCGAGUGCCGGGGUUUCACUGGUUGCUCCGGAGAACUUGGCUUGUGUGGGUGUGCCUUGAGGUUUGCGCGGUCAGUGGACAUUCGGAGCGCCUUGCCAAGGGUGCAGUGGCUUCUGACAGACAGGCCCCUGCAGAGGUCCUCCCCUUGCCUCCUGGCGUGUUGUGUGUGUCCGACCAGCUCCACAUGCACACACCUCCCUGUUCUUGCCCCGAGACCGGCCCUGCGGGGGCUGCUGCCCUCUUGAGUUCCUCCACUCAGCAAAGUCAGCCGGGAUGAGUAGGAUGUCCAAGCCUGAGGAUCCCCUUUCGUGCACAGCCUGCCUUUACUCUAGCCUGGGGACACAAGGACGAAGGAUAAUACUUAGGGAUGUAUAAGUGUGUCACUCACAUGCACACACACCCUUUGCCCCGGGCUCAGAUUUUUUCCAUGCUAGAAGAAAACCUGCCAUGAUUGAGAUCCGUCAAUGUACUAGCCGAGCCUUGGACACUUCAGUCUUUUCCCUUACAUGGCAAUGUUUCUUGGCAUUCGGGUAGCUAAAAAUUCUCAUCCAUGGGCAGGAGAAGGUGGUGCUUCCUUGUGGCAGUAAAGUUCAUCCUCCAUGCUGGUGAACCUGUUAUGGGGACGGUUUUCGGCAGAGUGCGUGCCCCCCCCCCAGCUGCUGUGGGUAAAGAGCCCUCCUGGCCCAAGUCACAGGCCAUGGGCGGGGGGGGGGGGGUCGCCAAUCCAGACCAAUGUGUGCUUGGUUGGAAUAAAUUCUGGAGAGGAGGCAGUGAAAGGGUGCUUGAAAUUAGGGGUUCCCUGGGCACAGUUGUUGUGCUGUUCCAUUUUUGGGAUUGCAAAUAUUCUGAUGUUUUCGGGCCAUUCACCAUUCUCAAAUUUGGGUGGCAGUAUUGUCACCUGAAACCUAACUAUGUUGCAAGGAAUAUUUAUUAUAACUUCUCCGUGGACAGUGCUCUUUCUUGCACGUUUUCAUGUAUAUAAUUAUGUACCUUCUCACUUUGAAGAACCAGACUGACAGCAUUUAGAAAGGAGCAAAUCGUGCAUUUUCUAACUGUGCUAGUGAAACACACUGAACAUGUUAGCAGUAUGUUUCUUAGUGCUGUUUGCUUUCUGAAGUCCAGUCCUGGCUCUGCAAUUUAUCCACAAAAGAUUGGAAUGCAGAAUGAGCUCCUUUUGGUAGCAGGUUUCCUGUUUGCUUUGCCUUCUUCCACUUGCCUUGAAGCCCAUUUUAAUUUUAAAAGGAGAGGAAUAAGGAAAGCAACAGUCAUUUCCUAAGAAUAACCCAGUUGGCUGGAAGCACUUUCUCCAGGCUGGUGGCUUCCAGAUGUGAUGAACCACAAUUCCUGCUAUCCCUCGGGCUGGUUAAUGGGAGUUGUAGUCCCAACAUAUCAGGAAGGGCACCAGGUUGCGGGAGGGCUGGCUGAGCCACUGUGCACUGGUUUGGAUAUAGGCCCUAUGGAUUUUGAGAAGUCAUUGGGUAGUCUAAAACAAAAAUCUUUUGCUUUGCAAAGGAAGCAGCAGCUGUGCAGGCAUGAAGGCAACUCCAGCUGCCCGAAGCCUCGGCAUGAAGGCUGCUGUUACUUGUAGCAGUGCGUGAAGGUGUUGUGCUUUGUGCUGUAAAGCCCUUUACAGGCACGAAAAGUAAUUGUAUCAUUUGGUGUGGGAUUAAACAGCCAUUGAAAAACA
Varanus komodoensis (Komodo dragon) is the source of this 3457-nucleotide messenger RNA. It is a transcript of the gene ARL2BP, whose product is annotated as ADP ribosylation factor like GTPase 2 binding protein. Gene Ontology annotation, biological process: positive regulation of tyrosine phosphorylation of STAT protein; maintenance of protein location in nucleus. Bases 380 to 868 code for a protein of 162 amino acids. Gene Ontology annotation, cellular component: mitochondrial intermembrane space. NCBI's taxonomy places the organism in Eukaryota, Metazoa, Chordata, Lepidosauria, Squamata, Varanidae. The transcript has 7 exons. The record is from RefSeq and is a predicted model, not a curated record.